UGGGCCAUUUUAGACUGACUCACCGUAAUUUGCGCUAGAAAGUGAAAUCUAACGCCGUAAAAGAUUAGUCUAAAUCCUCCCAAGUUUGAAAGCCAACACUAUGACCUCUCCAAUUAACUUUCAAAGAGCUGCCAAACAUAGCCACACCCAUUACAGAGAACAAAUCCUUACCUCAUUUUAAAAUUAAUUAAAUUUAAAAAUGAUUAAACUAACAUAAAAUGAAGAGGAAAUUAUAUAUAUCUUCUAAGAGAGAUUUCUCUUGUCACGUUUGCUUACUGUAAAAUCACAUCAAAAUCACACUGCUGUGACCUGGUAGUGCUACUCACUAAAACUGACCUUCACUUCACCAAAUACAACCUUCUCUCUAUUUUUUUCUACCAAAAUUUCAAAAAACAAACAAAAACCAGCUUUAAUUUAAACCUCUGCGGGCAAGCCAAGGGAAAAAUUAGUGUUCAAAAACCUGUCCGCCAUUACGCGAUAGACCAGAAUGGAGAGUAUCGAUUUCCUUUAAGUCACAUACUGAGACGCAUUGGCGAUUAGAACUACUUUAUUAAGUGUUUCAGAGGGAAUGUCGAUGCAUGCGUCUAGUGUUAAGUCAAAGAACAUACAACAGUAUUGACAUUUGUUAGAGCUUUUCAAAGAAAAAGGACGUCAUUCUAAAAUAACUGUUAACGUAUAAAAUGAGUUUCUUGUCGUGUAUUGGAAAAAGAUCAAAGAAGAAGAAGCUCGGUAAAAAUGAGCCUAUUGACAGACGAAAUUCUGUAAAAAGUGAUAUUCUAAAAGAGGAUACAUACGACCUGAAAGAAAUUAAGGAUGAAACUGUAUCAAAUAAAUGGAAUGCGUCCAAUAAAUCGGGCACCUUACAGACUUCAACGUUAUCUGCGUGGAAGAAAAUGCCGACACCUGAGUUGGAAGGUUUACAGGCGAAGAAAAUGCCGACACCGGAGUUGGAAGGUUUACAGGCGAAAACUGAAACACUUCAGGCGGAGCUAGACGCAAUGGUCAUUGAAAAUAAGAUGUACAGGACUCAGAUAUAUCAGCAUGAAACUGCCAUUACCUCAUACCAGGAAGAGAUCCGAAGAUUGGAGACUGUCAACCUUGAGCUUAAAACUCGUGGUACAGUAGCGGACACUGAAGCGGCAAAGCUUAACAUUGAAAAUCAGAAAUUGCUGCAGAAAAUUGUUGGAAUGGAGGAGAACCAAGCAAUGAUGAGCAGGGCAGAGCUGCACAGCAUGAUUGCCCAACUCGAGGAAGCAGAGCUAAAAUCCAGUUGUAAACCGGCCACGGAACUGUCCGGUAUAAGGACGAACCCGGCUGAUAUGUCAAGAAAGAAAACUGCUUUGACACAGGAAGAUAGACAACUCUCGUGGAGGUUGUCUAAGACAGAAGCAAGGUUGAGUCAAAGUGAGGACGAGAACAAGAAAUUAAGAGAAGACUUAAAAGAGAUGUUAGACUCUACUACAAAACUCCAACAGAUCAUUGUGUCAGAUGAUAGCCAUGCAUGUCCCGUCAAAAAGACUCUUAAUGCUUUCACAAUGUGCAAAGACGCCCCAACCAACAGACGCGUAUCGGUCUCCACGGAAACAGAAACGGAGGAUUCUGACACUGAUAUAGCACCUACAUCAUUAAACGCUAGACUGAAAAACGCUGAAAAAGACCAAGCAAGAUUACAGAAAGAAUAUGACUGUCUUGAAAAAUCUUUUAAAAUGUUAUUAGUUCGUCUCCAACAGUGCGAAGAGGAAACUAUUGUAAAUAAACAAAAUAACGAGAUAAGUAAAACAUUUCCAAUGGAAUUUGAAUCAGAUUUGGUGCUGAUAAAUUUAAAAGAAUUGGAGAAAGAACAAAAUGAUCUUAAGGCGAGCAUGAUGGUGCUAGAUGCUGUUUGUGUAAAACUAAAUGAAAGAAUUGAUGUAUUAUACAUAGAGAAUGUAGAUAUAAAAACACUAAACGAUACUCUUACGAAACAGAACAGGGAAGCAGCGAAUGAGACGGAAAAACGGGUAAAAGAAAUAGAGGCACUGAGAAACGAACUGAAUCAGAGUAAAGUCGAGAAUAAAAGACUGUCUGAAGAAUUUAAGAAAUACUCACAACAGCUUCAAAAGAGAAAAGAUACGGGAAGCAAAAAAGAUCUAACCAAUAUUGAACAAGAUUUAUCUGACAUGAAAAAGAAAUAUGAGGAAGCAAAUAGAAGAUUAAAAGAACUCACAACACCAAAACAGACAAAAAGUCUGGAUCUGAAUCUAACCACACCUUCUUCACUGGCAGAAAGGUUUAGACAUGAACUGUAUGAACACCAUUGGAAGCAAGCUUUCGAUAAAAUGACCAAGAAAAUGAAGAAGGAUGAAAAGAAAGCCAUACAUAUCUUGGGAGAAAUAUGCACGGAGGCUUACCUGUUUUGUAAACGAGCAGCGCGUACGCAGAUGGACACAGUGACAUCGUCACUAGUUUCACCAACAGCUAACCAUUACAGAAGUAACCAGCUAAAUAAAAGACAUACAGCCGCCAAAUCACUUCAAGACAAUCUACCAGAGGACUUGAGGAGACGCUUGCUUCAUUACAGAUGUAGACCCUCUCAAGAUAUGCUCAACAUUGGUGUCUCUGACUUUCUAAAUCAGAUUGACUACGAUAGGACACGAUUCUUACGCAACGUCAGUGAACGAGAUCUUAACGAGGUUAUGACGUAUAUUGGCACGUGCUUUGAAUUAGCAUGGUGCAUGGCAGUUCAAGAUCCACCAAUGUAUCUGUUGUUUAAAGUGAAACAUGGAUUUGAAAUAGACAGUGAAAAGUUUGACAGAUAUUACUCACGUGGGAAGCGCGUGGACUACGUGAUCUGGCCGGCCGUGCUUGCAGAAGAGGGGGGCGCUUGUUUGCAAAAAGGAGUAAUGCAUGCGUUACCAGAGCGGGCUUGAAAGACAGAAAUCUAAUCACACCCUAAAAUAACAUGAAACUGAUGCAAGACACAUUUUUGAGAAUAGAACUAAAGUAGAUGUUCUGAGAGUCGGAGACAAAAUUUGAUAUUGAUAGGAUAAGGAUAAGAAAGCCUAGCAUAUUAUCUAAGUUGAGAAAAACAAUGCAUACGGUAAUAGUAACAAUGUUAUGUGUAUUAUAUUUUCUAUCGUAAGUUGAGUGAGAUAUCCAUUCGCCAUUUACUACAGAAACAUUAAUUCGGAAACGUUAUGAGUUUGUGGCGCUAGAUAUCUGGAUGAUUAUCUGCUUGAAUUUGUUCAGUUGCCAUCCUUUCUAAGAUUUGCUAAGCAUUGUGCCUAAUGUAAACUAAACGUUUGCGUAAAUCAGAGAUACAACGUGAUUUUCAGAUGUUUUAUGUAAAAUCGUUCAUUGGUUUAACAGAAAACUUAUAAUCCGUGUAAUGUAUUCGGUGGGUUAAAUUAUUGUCACAUGUUUGACGUCAACGCAAGUUUUGCUAUUAGAAUCUUAAGUGGAAAGGGUAUGACAAAAUUUAUUUACAAAAAAGUACAAGGCUUCAGUACAUGAAAUGGAUAUGACACACGGUCGAAAAACUGGGAUUAACGAUCGAUAAACCAGGCUUUUCGAACGUAAAACCAGGUUUUUCGAAUACAAACCUAUAUUUUCGAGCGAAAACAUAGGAUAACGCCGUAAACCAUAGUUCACGCUCUUAAACAUAGGUUCAUGCUUGUAAACGCUAGUUCACAGUGGUAAACAUAGGUUCACGCUCGUAAACCGGGGUUCACGAGUGUAAACAUAGGAUAACGAUCGUAAACAUAGGAUAACGACAAAAUUCGUAGUUCACUGGCGAAACCUAGUUUAUCAAACGUAAACCAUGGUUUACGGUCAAUAUAUUAGGAUUAUAAAAUCAACUAUGAAUUGCGGGCCUGAACUUGGGUUUACGGCCGUGGACCUAUGUUUACGAGCGUGAACCUACAUUUACGAACGCGAACCCAUGUUUACGACCGUGAGCCUAGGUUUAUGACCGUAAACCAUAGUUUACGGACGUGACAUGUAUGGCAAUUGUCCAAUAAUUACGUGAACCCAGGUUCACGGUCGAAAAACUAUGAUUAAUGAUCGAUAAACUAGGUUUUUCGAACGUAAAAACAUGUUUACCUAUUCUUUCGAGCGAAAACAUUUGAUAACGUCUAAACCAUAGUUCACGCUCAUAAACAUAGGUUUACGUAACUUCGUAAACCCAAGUUUACGGUCGUAAACAUAGGUUCACGUUCGUAAACUAUGGUUCACGCCCGUGAACUCCGGUUCACGCUCGGACACAUAAGAUAACGACCGAAAUUCAUAGUUCAAUCGAGAAACCUAGUUUGUAAAACGUAAACCAUGGUUUACGAAUGAUAUACUAUGAUUAUCAAAUCAACUAUCAAUUUCGAAACUUGGGUAUACGAGCGUGAACCUAGGUUUACGUUCGAUAAACUAGGUUUCUCGAACAAAACUAUAAUUUUCGGUCGUAAACAUAGGUUUACGUUCGUAAACUAUGGUUCACGCUCGUGAACCCAGGUUCAUGCCCGUAAACUUAGGAUAACGACCGAGAAUUCAUAGUUCAAUCGAGAAACCUAGUUAAUUGAACGUAAACAUUGGUUCAAUAGUGUAAACUACGGUUUACACCCGUUAUUCUAUGUUUUCGCUCGAAAAUAUAGGUAAGUAUUCGAUAAUCCUAGUUUUUUUUUUUAACCAAGAACGUAAUUCUUGGAUAAUUGGCUUGCCAUGAACCACGGUUGACGGACAUGAACCUAUGUUGUUUACGAGCGUGAACCUAUGUUUACGACCGUGAACUUUGGUUUACAAGCGAACAAAACUAUGAUUUUCGGUCAUUAUCCUAUGUUCACGAGCGCGAACCUAUGUUUCCGGUCGUAAACCCAUGUUCACGGUCGUAAACCCAAGUUCACGGUCGUUAACAUAGGUUCACGUUCGUAAACUAUGGUUUAUACUCUUGAACCCAGGUUUACGCCCAUAAACAUAGAUUCACGCUCAUAGUUCAAUUGAGAAACCCUAUAGUUUGUCGAACGUAAACCUGGGUUCACAUAGUUUACGCUCGCUCGAAAAUAUAGGUUAGUAUUCGAAAAACUUGGUUUUACGUUCGAAAAACCUAGUUUAUCGAUUGUUAUAGUUUUUCGACCGUGAAACUGAGUUCAUGUAGUUAUUGGACAAUUGGCAUACCAUAAAUGGAUACUGUUUCAACUCUUGAUUAGCAGAUAAAGAAAAUGCUCAACUUAAAAAGAUAUAAAAAAAGCUCAAAGAAGAAAGUUAUUGUUGAUUUACAUAUAACUCAUUGUGAACAUCCAAAAUCAACAAUGAAUAUAUUGUUUUAAAUUAUAGUAUGCAUUUUAACUCGGCAAAACAUUUAUCAAUAUCCUAUGAAAUUUAAGUUGAAUAAGUUCACUUUCUUUUUUUUCUUUUGAAUACUGUAAGCUAAAACUCAGUAUUCAGAUUGUUUACAAAGUAGUGACAUGAAAAGAUAUGGUGGUCAAGAAAAUAAUCUACAAACAACCCAUUUUAAGAUGAAUUUCAAGUAAUCUACAUUAUGUAUUACACCUACCAGACCAGUGUAUCAUCUUAUAUACAUGUGCUAAGGCAUGUGUUGCCUCUGAAAUGCUCUUUACAUUUUAUCAGUAUGAAAUAAAUGGCAACUGUCCUAUGUUGAGAUGACGGGACGAUUAUUCUAAACGUGUUUAAACAGUUUUUGUUAUACUGGUAUUGUAAAGAACACAUUUUUCUUCUGUUUUGCGUUGGUAUAUGCUAAGUUAUACAUACAGCCAUUUGUUUUCUUAUUACUUAAAUGGUAGCACAUUCUUGUUCACUAAUUACUUAUUAUAACAGGUGUAAAUGAUUAUUAAUUUAGGAAUGAAUAUUUCAUCAACCCAUCAAUAAAUUCUUAAAAAUCUAUCCCUUCUACUUAAGCAUUAAUUGUGAAAGGCGGUACGAGAGAUGUUCACCUUAUAAUUGAACAUUUUGAAAUCUAACUUUCUGUUAAACAUACACGGAUUGUUGCGAAAAUUGUGCAUUGUACUAUUUUCACCAUAACGAUAUCUUCAAGAUAAAACUUAGUUUUACUUGCGAAAAUAUGUGACAAAUUACAGAGUUCGGUUGCUGAUUACAGUGCAUUAAAUAAACAAACGUGUUUGUAAACAUGGACGGAUCCAAACGGAAGGGGAAGAAGCAUUUUAUAGAAAUAUUCCGACGGCAAAAUACAAUACAUAUCGUAGCCCUGACCAACCUAUAAACCGGGCCAGUCUAUUUUUUCAGUACAAAAACACGGUUGACCCAUUUAAACGAGUUUUACCAAAUCUUUGUCAUAGUGCAAUGGAAAUGGUAUUGGUGAAAUUCAGGAAACGUUCCAGAAAGUACCUUCUACUGCGACAACUACUGUUCAAUGGAUCGUAUGGUCCUGAAAGUCAGUUUAAAAUUAGGCAACAGCGGAAAAUGUAUGGUUCAACAGCGCAACGCUGAACAAAUCUGGAAACAAAGCACAAGUUCCUUGAGGCUGUAUAAGAAAAUGUGAAAACUGCGGUUUUUUUUCUGAUGAGGCUAUAUUCAGUUUAGGUGGAACAUAUCCGCAUAAGCGGCUGUGUUAUACUAGACCUGACGAUGAUCGUGAGAAACGGAACAUCGUUACGUUUGCUUCUUUUUCCUGCAUCUUCAUUUACUCUUCUGUUCAUGAAAAACUUGAAUGUCAUAUUAAGGUAGAUCUGCACCUUCCUUUAGUCUUCUAUUCAGUGAAUUACUUAAAUGUCAUAUUAAGGUAGCAUGCUCUUUUUCUCUUCUAUUCAGUGAGAUACUUAAAUGUCAUAUUAAGGUAGAUCUACACCUUCCUUUAGUCUUCGUUUCAGUGAGAUACUUAAAUGUCAUAUUAAGGUAGCAUGCUCUUUUUCUCUUCUAUUCAGUGAGAUACUAAAAUGUCAUAUUAAGGUAGAUCUGCACCUUCCUUUACUCUUCUAUUCAGUGAGAUACUUAAAUGUCAUAUGAAGGUAGCAUGCUCUUUUUCUCUUCUAUUCAGUGAGAUACUUAAAUGUCAUAUUAAGUUAGCAUGCUCUUUUUCUCUUCUAUUCAGUGAGAUACUUAAAUGUCAUAUUAAGGUAGAUCUGCACCUUCCUUUAGUCUUCUGUUCAGUGAGAUACUUUCAAAUUGUCUACAAUUUAUAAAUUUGACUGUUUAUGAGAAUGAUAUAUAUGUUAAGAUGUAUAUAGAAGGUGAAAUGUAACUAGUUUAUUGUAUUUUAUAUAAUUUAUUGAUCUCGUUAUUGUGAAACUGUUGGCGUGCAAUAUGUUUUGUGUAUUGGUUGCAUUAAUUCAUAUUUGUUCUCUUGGCUGAAAAGGGAUUUUGAGCCCGGCUAGUUUAUAAAUCAAUCUUUUCAAUCUUAACUGUACCUUUUCUACAUAAUGUCAUUAAACUUAACACUUAGAGGGAUAGGUGUAUCACCAUUUAUUAUUCAUAUGUUUGAAUUUACGUAUAUAUGAGGUUAAAACAAAAACAUGCAAAAUAUGUAUGAUUUCAAAUGUAGUCUUAUACCGUUGUUGUUGUAUUGUAAUGUAGUUAUUAAGUGAUUGUGUUUUACUUAUUAUAGUUGUAAGAGAAUAAACAAUAAUAACAAUGUA
Mercenaria mercenaria is the source of this 7574-nucleotide messenger RNA. RefSeq names its product protein SOGA3-like. Gene Ontology annotation, cellular component: mitochondrial outer membrane. The transcript is spliced from 11 exons. The coding region runs from base 681 to 2909 and encodes 742 amino acids. Gene Ontology annotation, biological process: mitochondrial protein catabolic process; mitophagy by internal vacuole formation. The record is from RefSeq and is a predicted model, not a curated record. Lineage: Eukaryota; Metazoa; Mollusca; Bivalvia; Venerida; Veneridae.